Didymodactylos carnosus is the source of this 201-nucleotide messenger RNA. Lineage: Eukaryota; Metazoa; Rotifera; Eurotatoria; Philodinida; Philodinidae. The record is from the annotation of a GenBank genome assembly.
AUGUCCUUAACCCUAAAACGACCACCACCGGUGAAAGUACCCUUGCCGCGACCAACCGUAUCGGAGUACGAGCGUGGGAACUCACUACCACUACUCGCAUCAACAUUACAAUUCCUACCAAUCCAGACAUCACCAAAAGAAGAAAAAGAAGAAAAAAAAGAAAAAGAAAAACCAAAGAAACGUUCAGUGAUGAUGGUUUAG